Molecule: messenger RNA, 893 nt
Organism: Triticum urartu
Lineage: Eukaryota; Viridiplantae; Streptophyta; Magnoliopsida; Poales; Poaceae
Product: two-component response regulator ORR41-like
Biological process (GO): phosphorelay signal transduction system
Source: RefSeq, a predicted model, not a curated record
CGGCACUCGGCAUAUAAUCACUACUCCGAUCGAGUAGUGUGUUUCUCCAGGGAAGUGGGUUACUGCGCGCGCGCGCGCGCGCACACACACACACACACAGAGAGAGAGAGAGAGAGAGAGAGAGAGAGACGAUGGAUCGGAGGAGGAUCAGGGUGCUCCUGGUGGAGGACGAGGAGAUCCACAGGGUUCUGGCAAGAGCGGUGCUGAGGGCGGCCGGCGUGGAGGCGGAUGAGGCGGAGAACGGCGCCGAGGCGGUGCGGCGCGUGCGGGAGCGCGUCGGGGGCGGCGGCGCGUACGAUCUCAUCCUCACGGACAAGCAGAUGCCGGUCAUGGACGGCCACGAGGCGACGAGGCAGAUCCGGGCGAUGGGGGUGACCACGCCCAUCGUCGCCGUGUCCAGCGACAGCCUCCCGUCGGACGUCCAGGCCUUCACCGCCGCCGGCGCCGACGACUUCACGCCCAAGCCCCUGACGAAGGAGAAGGUGGGCCACAUUCUCUCCAAGUUCGGGCUUGCGUAGCGGCCAUUAACUAGUACGGUACUUAGCUUGGUUCAGGACGCGAACAUGCUUGAUUCCUGCAGAUGACGAGGCACAGGUGCCCUUUCGACGACAGAACAUGAGGUGCCACACUACCUCCCCUGCUUCCCGUACGUAGAUGGAUUAGUGCUAGUAUUAAUAUAUUGUUUCCUCCUUGCUUCGCUGAUAUAUAUUAAUUUUUUGGGGCUUAUUUAAGGAUUAAUUUUUCUUUUAGCUAUAACUGUGGAUUAAUUUUUCUAGCACAAUAUAAUUAUGGAUUAGUGAAUAAUAUCGGUUGGACAUUUUCUUUUGAGAAACAUGUCGUUUGGACUUGUAAAAUCGAAUCCUUGUAUAUGAGCAGCUACUGGCAUUAUUGGU